CCGCUGUGGUUGAGGGAAACACCCCGCUGGUAACAGGUUGGAGACAGGGCUGCGGUGCAAAGGGAUGGAUUUAAGCAGAUGAUAGCUGACUGCAUGAGAGAGAUGCUGCAGGAGAAGCUUUCAGUCGUGACGGAUGAAUGUACGAGCCGGGUCCAGACCGGUGCGGAGACGGAUUUCCUUCCAGGCCAGUCACCACUGGGCCUGUCCACAGCUCCCACCAUUCCCAGCAGCUCCAGUGAGCCCGACCAGAACAUUGAGAACAUUAAAGUUGUUCUUCAUGAGAGGGAGCUGUGGAAGAAGUUCCACGAGGCCGGCACAGAGAUGAUCAUUACUAAAGCAGGCAGGAGGAUGUUUCCCAGCUACAAGGUUAAAGUGACUGGGAUGAACCCCAAAACCAAAUACAUCCUGCUCAUUGACAUCGUCCCAGCUGAUGACCAUCGCUACAAGUUCUGUGAUAACAAGUGGAUGGUGGCUGGCAAGGCAGAGCCAGCGAUGCCAGGCAGACUCUAUGUGCACCCUGAUUCCCCCGCUACAGGAGCUCACUGGAUGAGGCAGCUGGUGUCCUUUCAGAAGCUCAAGCUAACCAACAAUCACCUGGACCCUUUUGGGCACAUCAUCCUGAACUCUAUGCACAAGUAUCAGCCCAGGCUACAUAUCGUCAAAGCCGAUGAAAACAACGCCUUCGGAUCCAAGAACACGGCCUACUGUACUCAUGUCUUCCAUGAGACGGCCUUUAUCUCGGUUACCUCUUAUCAAAACCACAAGAUCACUCAGCUAAAGAUAGAAAACAAUCCAUUUGCCAAAGGAUUCCGGGGCAGUGAAGAAGGAGAUCUGCGUGUUUCAAGACUACAGGGGAAAGAUUAUCCAGUGAUUUCGAAGAACAUGGUUCGCCAGAGGCUCAUCUCCUCACACAGUCACCUCGCAGGGAAGCUGGGAGCAGGAGUCCUCACAGGGCACCCUCAGGUUGUGUCCUCUUAUCAGUAUGAGACCGGGGUUCCUCUGUCUAACUCAGACCCCCAAGAUCCCAUCUCCAACCACUUCCCUCAGAGCAGAGAUCCCAGCCUUCUCUACCACUGCUUCAAACACAGAGAUAAUGCCCGACACCUAGAGCUUGGAUGUAAGCGGCCGUAUCUGGAGACAUCAUCUGCAGUCUCAGAGGAGCAUUAUUUUCGUUCAGCUGCCUCUUACGAUUCGCCCCUACUGUCUCAUCCGUACCGCACUGAGGCGAUCACCUCUAGAGAAGCUUGUAUGUACGGUAGUAUGGAAACAGAGUCCAGAUCUGGGGCAAGGGACACAGAUGACCUGACCAACCCCUCUUCAAUUAAUUGCAACAUGUGGGCUAACAUGCAGCCCUACCCUCGCUACAGCGUGGAGGGUGUCCCCUAUCAGCCCUUCACUGCUCACUUCACCAACGCUGCCACCGUCACGCCGGUUGUACCGCACCCAACCUCAUCCAUGGCGUCAUGUCCACAGGCCGACAUGGGGGUCUACAACUCAGCUACAGUCCAGCUCGGGCUGCCCGUUAUACCUCCUUCGUCCUCCUCUUCAUCCUGCUCUCCAGCUGGAUCCAGAGAUAGGUCAGGCCAUCCACCUCUGUACCACAAGAAGCCAGGAUCACCGGUCCGGCCUCACAGAGAUUUCUCAGCCUAUCCAGCACAAGGCACUAUAUCCAUCCGGGAUCCGUCCUAUCAGUACCAGGUCGGGCUGAGUAGCGCAGGGACUCACUGGACUGACAGCUAACGUGGACCACUAGAGAAAGCAGCUUUGUCUCAUUUCCAAGUCUGAAAUUAAUCAAGGUUCAAAAACCCCACUGUGGGCAGCUGAUGCCAAGCAAUGAUGAUCUACAGCCACGAUCAUUGCCAAAUUGCACUCCGAAGCCAUUUAUGUACAUGAAUUCUCGCUGAAGCACUGAAGGUGAGCAGUGGCUGACCUCUU
Molecule: messenger RNA, 1935 nt
Organism: Centropristis striata (black sea bass)
Lineage: Eukaryota; Metazoa; Chordata; Actinopteri; Perciformes; Serranidae
Gene: tbx4
Product: T-box transcription factor 4
Exons: 9
Coding region: 79-1740 (553 amino acids)
Biological process (GO): angiogenesis; positive regulation of DNA-templated transcription; regulation of transcription by RNA polymerase II
Cellular component (GO): nucleus
Molecular function (GO): DNA-binding transcription factor activity, RNA polymerase II-specific; RNA polymerase II cis-regulatory region sequence-specific DNA binding
Source: RefSeq, a predicted model, not a curated record